GCGGCAACUGAAGCAUUCCGACUUGGUUCACCAUGGCGUACCAUGGAUGCAUCGCAACGUGGUAUUCUCAUGAAUAAGCUUGCUGAUCUCAUGGAACGGGAUCAUGUCAUUCUCGCAUCGCUAGAAGCGCUCGAUAAUGGAAAACCGUACGGUGUUGCAUAUGCAGCUGAUGUAUCAUUAGCAAUUGCCUGCAUAAGAUAUUACGCUGGAUUUGCCGAUAAGAAUCACGGAAAGACGAUUCCGAUUGGUGGCAACUAUUUCACCUACACGCGACACGAGCCUGUUGGAAUCUGCGGACAAAUUAUCCCAUGGAACUUCCCUCUUCUGAUGCAAGCGUGGAAACUUGGGCCUGCCCUUUCAAUGGGAAACGUUGUAGUUAUGAAACCCGCAGAACAAACUCCCCUGUCAGCUUUACAUGUGGCCAGUCUUAUUAAGGAGGCUGGGUUCCCUCCAGGAGUUGUGAACCUCAUUCCCGGAUAUGGACCCACCGCGGGUGCAGCUAUCUCCGGGCAUAUGGGAAUUGACAAAGUCGCAUUCACUGGUUCUACGGAAAUUGGGAAACUCGUAAUGACUGCAGCUGCUCAGAGCAAUGUGAAGAAGGUGACGCUCGAAUUGGGUGGCAAGAGUCCUAACAUCAUUUUUGCCGAUGCUGAU
Messenger RNA from Strongylus vulgaris, 654 nucleotides. The record is from the annotation of a GenBank genome assembly. NCBI's taxonomy places the organism in Eukaryota, Metazoa, Nematoda, Chromadorea, Rhabditida, Strongylidae.